CACGCUAUCAGCCAAAAGGAAAGAGGUUCCUGUUCCACCCCACCUCGCUCUUGCUUCCAAUGUUUCCGGACAGCCGCCAAUCUCGUCGCAGAUGUCACUGAAGCAGACCUCGUCGUUUUUCAAAGCAUGGCAUAAGUGGAAGACGCUGCGCCUUCCCUGGCGCCGACAAAUCCUAGCAGGCCUCGACCUACAAGGCAACACCUACUGGGAAUUCCGCGACGCCCGGACCUCCUCCCCGGGCGCCGCCGGCGCCGAGACCACCCGCGCCCGCCGCAUAGUCCGGUACCCGCCGCGCACGCACCCCUCCGACGUCGCCGUCCCGCCGGCCUGGCACCAGUGGCUGCGGCACACGCGCUCCGCCGCCCCGACCCUCGACGAGCAGCACGCCGACGCCGCGCGCCAGCUCCGCAUGAAGGCCCUCGCCGCGCAGGCGGACGCCCGGUGGGCCGCCGCGGCUGCGGCCGACGGGGCGCCCGGUAAGGGGGCCGAGGGUCAGGCGGCGCCGGCGCCGGCGACGAAAAGUCGGGUGGGGAGCCGGGAGGGUGGCGGGCACGCGCCGGGGGUGUCGCCGGCGGAUGCCGCAGGCGCAGGUGAUGCUGGCCGGGUGGAUGCGGCUGGGGAUAGGGGGCAGAGUUGGCGGAAGAUGCAGGAGGAGGAAAAGGUGCGGGCGGCGGGGCCUGGCGAUCCGUGGAAACGGGCGAGGGGACCCAGCGAGAAGUGGCAACCCAAAGGGUGGGAUCCUUCUGGCGCGUCGAAGCAACGAUGAUGCGGCAGCUGGGCGCGAAUGGCCCCUGAAUAUGAUUCGCAAGAAGAAUGAAGCUGCUGCUUGGUGUAUAUUAUUGUAACUGGUAACCAGUAAAAGCAAUGCGUUCUAGAUUACGCAGACUAUGAAGUCUAAGCGGGAUCUUCUUCA
This is a messenger RNA of Phialemonium atrogriseum, 913 nucleotides long. RefSeq lists its product as uncharacterized. Bases 92 to 766 code for a protein of 224 amino acids. The record is from RefSeq and is a predicted model, not a curated record. NCBI's taxonomy places the organism in Eukaryota, Fungi, Ascomycota, Sordariomycetes, Cephalothecales, Cephalothecaceae. Gene Ontology annotation, biological process: mitochondrial respiratory chain complex I assembly. The transcript is spliced from 2 exons. Gene Ontology annotation, cellular component: mitochondrion; membrane.